Messenger RNA from Scylla paramamosain (green mud crab), 2904 nucleotides. Its product is annotated as open rectifier potassium channel protein 1-like. Lineage: Eukaryota; Metazoa; Arthropoda; Malacostraca; Decapoda; Portunidae. Gene Ontology annotation, biological process: stabilization of membrane potential; potassium ion transmembrane transport. The transcript has 8 exons. Gene Ontology annotation, cellular component: plasma membrane. Gene Ontology annotation, molecular function: outward rectifier potassium channel activity; potassium ion leak channel activity. The record is from RefSeq and is a predicted model, not a curated record. Bases 269 to 1741 code for a protein of 490 amino acids.
CACACCAAAAACACCCAAAAACACCCAAAAACACCCCAAAACACACCAAAAACACCGAAAAACACCCAAAAAAACACCAAAACACACUAAAAACACCCAAAACACCAAAAACACCCCAAAAACACCCCAAAACACACAAAAACACCCAAAAACAGCCCAAAAACCCACCAAAACACAGCCCAAAACAGCCCAAAAACAGCCCAAAACCCACCAAAAACAGCCCAAAACACACCAAAACACACCAAAAACACCCAAAAACACCUCAAGGAUGAGCUUUAAAAGAUGGCUGGUGUUGCUGGCGGUGUACCUGUGCUUCAUGAUUGCUGGGGCCGUCAUGUUCCUGUUCCUGGAGCAGUGGUACGAGCUGCAGGAGAGAAAAGAUUUGCAUAUUCUGAAGAAAAAUGUUAUGGGUGUGGUGGGUGCCCUGGACAAUUCGACGCGGGAGGAGGUGGUGAGGAUAGUUAAUGAAAUAGGAGAUGAAUGUAGCCAUGAUUUUUUGACCCUAAAAGAAGACACGCCUUUAACUUGGACUCUAUGGAACUCCUUCUUCUUCACCUUCACCGUCAUCACCACCAUCGGGUUCGGACACAUGGCUCCCAAGACGAUGUGGGGCAGAAUCGCGUGUAUUUCCUAUGCAUUUAUUGGUGUCCCACUGAAUGGUAUUCUUGUGGCAUCUUUAGCUGAUAUUUUCUCCUCUCGGGUGAUGCACUGGGACGUGAGACAAUGGGCGUCUAGAUACAAAACAUGGGUAACAGUAGUUGUGGAUUCAAUUGUCUUCCUAGUACCAGGCCUCGUGGUAUUCCUGGUGAUCCCUUCUCUCGUUCUAAUGGAAGUGGAAGAUGGGUGGACCUAUCUUGACGCCUUCUACUUCUCCUUCAUCACCCUCACCACCAUAGGCUUCGGUGAUCAUGUGGCUGGCCAGCAAGAGAGGGAUCACGUGUGGGUGUGGGUAUACAAGGUGGUGAUGGUGGUAUGGAUCAUCUUUGGCCUGGGGUACAUCAUCAUGAUCAUCACCUUUGUGCAGAAGGCGUUGAAGUCUAAAAAGAUUCUCAACUUGGAGAAAAAAAUGGCUUCCGCACUUAAGAAACACGUGGUGCGAGUCCACAGAGAUCUAGGCACCGUGCGCAGGGCCAUCAACAACAAAAAUAGAGUUUACCCUGAAGAAGACGGAGACGAGAAGAACAACAGAAAACGGGCCAAACCUUCCCAAAAGCUUACUCUUGAACUUGAUGCCCUCACGGACUCGCCACGCCCCAGCCCACGCAACCACGGGGCGCCCUGCACACGCCCUCGCUCCGCCUCUGAGUCUGAUCUCUUUGCGCCCUCUCUGACGCACCGGGAGGAGCUGGAGGGCAUGAACGCGAUGCUGGACUUCAUUGAGCGCUUACUGCACCACCAGGAGACACGAGCCCUCACCACCUUUGACAGACUCCUCUACCACCACCACCACCACGACGACGACGGGCCAGAAGAAGAGGAAGAGGAGGAGGCGACAAAUGGUGGCAGCGCUAGGAUUGAUCUGGAGAAAGGUGGCUGCGUGAAUUCAGGUUUUAUUAAAGAUCAGGAUGAAUUGUCGAUUUUGAAGGGGAUAGUGGGGGUGGGGGCAGGGGGAGGGGAAGCCUGGGGUGCCUGUAGAAGGGGGCAAGCAGGGGAUACCGACCCCCAAGCCACAGAAAAGCAACGCAGACGAAUUAUUGUACCUAAUGCUUUUAAGGUCUCGUUCCUCAAACACUUCUGGUAACAAUGCCUCUCCUACUGCCACUACUGCUACUCCUCCAGCGCCCCCGCCUUACGACACCAUCUCCUACACGCCCACGCUCUCUCCCACGAAUUCCCUUGCUAAUUUGACGCUGCUAACACAGUUUUGUCGAAGGCAUGUCAGGAAUAGAAAUUCUGUGUCAUCUGGUCCUCUCUCCUUCUUCCCUCGUCCUUCCAUCUCCUCUAUCUCUUCCUCCUCUGUCACCCACCCCCCCGCCCUCCCCAAGGCAGGAGACAGUGAAUAUACUAAGCUGUGAGAGAGAGAGAGAGAGAGAGAGAGAGAGAGAGAGGGAGAGGGAGAGAGAGUGUGUGUGUGCGUGCGGAGUAUUGUUGUUCUUGUUAUUGUUGUUGUUGACGGAGAGAGAGAGAGAGAGAGAGAGAGAGAGAGAGAGAGAGAUUGUUCAGGUUUCUUAAAAUUUACAUAUAUUCUCACAGUAGUAGUAGUAGUAGUAGUAGUAGUAGUAGUAAUGAUGAUGAUGAUGAUGAUUAUGAUAGUAAAAAGGAAUACCUCUAAUAAUAAUAAUAAUAAUAAUAAUAAUAAUAAUAAUAAUAAUAAUAAUAAUAAAAAGGUGUACAAAUUUUUCAUAUUUUACCCUCAAUUAAAUAUAACCUCCCACUAAAUUACUUACAAAUUACUUACAAAUAAUUUUAUAGGCUCGUAGGAUUACUUAAGAAAACACAAAGUCAUUUUAUAUACGCAGAAAUUAAUGAACUGCCUUAAAUACGCUCCCUCACUUUUAAUUAAGCUAUUUUUUUUUUAUACUCGUAGCCUCAUUGUGUACUUUGAAAAAAAAAACAAAAAAAAAACAAAAAAAAACAGUCAUUUCAUAUUUACAGGGAAUUUGAUAAAGACAAUGACACAUACACACAUACGCACGAACACACACACACACGCACACACUUGUAUAGUAUUUAAGUUAUAUUAUUUAAGAUUUUUUUUUUCUAAGUUUUCCUCCUUUUUUUUUUUUUCAAGUCAUUCUUUAUAUUUUCCCUUUAUUUUUAUUUGCUUUCCCUCUUCUUGUCUGUAAAUCGACCUGUUUAUCCUGUUAUCCUGAUUUUUGUUUGUGUUUAAUCUUUUCAUUCCCAAACCGUGUAUUUUUAAGCCUAUCGUUUUUAAAAAGCAUCUAAAUAAAUGAGAUUCCUAUA